AUAAAGAUUAAAAAGUGUCAGUCUGAUUUCACACGAGCCCCAGUCAAAAUUACCCCAGAAAAUUAAUAAGCAUCGAAUCCACUGCGGGAAUAAUUAAAAAUUAUAUUUUGUAACCUUGUCUCCGGUUGUAAAUUUUAGUGGAAUCUAAUAAAUAACAAUUAAAUACAAAAACACGUAAAUAGAAUAUGCAUGUCCGUUAUCAGUCUUGAGCUCAGAACAGCUUAUAUCGCAGUUGAAUUUACCUGUCGAUUUAAGUAAGCAAUCGAAGAAACAGUCAGAGAACAUUUAUCAAAUAAAAUGCAUGCCAGAGUGUUUCCUUCGCUGGUGUUUCUGCUGGGUCUUGCGGGCAUAAGUAACUCACAGUUUGGAGACUGUGAUUAUGAACAAACUAUAGCCGCAAAGCAAUCUUACUAUAUAUUCACUCCAAAUUAUUUGAAUGGAAAUUAUUUACCUGGAACUACUUGUCGAUGGAUUGCUACAAGUGACCGUCCAAUAAAGAUGACUUGUAAUCCUUUUUCACUGCCUGCGAGCCCUAAUUGUACUAGUGAUGUCGCUAUAAUUCAAACAUCAACGAAACGUCCUGGCCAACGUUACUGUGGUACGGGUACUUUUGAAGUUGAGUCUGAAGAAGGAAACAAAAUAGUCGUGUCAUUGUACAGCUCUCCAUUAUCAAGGACGGGUGGAAAAUUUUAUUGCACUCUUGAAACAGUGAGCAAUGAUACAGAAUGCAAUUGCGGAUACAAAAACCCGACACGAAUUGUCGGUGGAACGGCUACUGGCGUCAAUGAGUAUCCAAUGAUGGCAGGACUCGUUGACAUCAUCAAUGAAAUUGUUUUUUGCGGCGCGACUAUUAUCAAUAACAAACAAGUAUUGACUGCAGCACAUUGUGUCAUUGGAAGAAAUCCCAAAGAUGUAGGAGUCUUGGUCGGCGAUCAUGAUAUUUCAAAAUCGACUGAAACGAACGCCGCCAAGUUGUUCAGAGUCUCAAGGAUUGAUAUACACCCAUUGUUCUCAAAGAUUUCUCUGGAUUAUGAUAUAGCGAUGGUCACCAUUAACGGGACGAUAAUGUUCAAUCAACAAGUAGGACCUGUUUGUCUUCCUUUUCAGCAUGCACCGGAUACCUUCGCAGGAAAUUAUGUAGAUUUACUUGGCUGGGGUUCUCUCAGUAUCGCUGAACGUCAGCCUUCUGUACUGCAAAAAGUAAAAGUAAGUGUGAUAACAAAUAAAAAGUGUAUGGAAGUUUACGGUAAAAUUGGAUCAAGACAACUGUGUACACUUGAAGAAGGCAAAGAUGCCUGUCAGUUUGAUAGUGGGGGUCCAGUAUUGUGGCAAAAUCCUUCAACAAGAAGAAUUGUUUGUAUUGGAAUGAUCGGCUACGGUGGUUUGUGUGCUGAUGGAAAUCCAACUGUUCAUUCUAAAAUCGGGGCGCAUAUAGACUGGAUAAGAACACUAACGCCUCAAGGAUACAGAUAUUGCGAGGAGGAAUAAAAAAUAUAAAGUUAUAAAUGUUAAAUAUGAUGACUAAAUAAUCUAUAAAAGUUUAAUCUGUUAAUUUAUUUAAAUUAAAUUAUUUAAAAUAAAAAAUAAAAAUUUCUUGAAAAUUA
Molecule: messenger RNA, 1604 nt
Organism: Microplitis demolitor
Lineage: Eukaryota; Metazoa; Arthropoda; Insecta; Hymenoptera; Braconidae
Product: venom serine protease 34
Exons: 7
Coding region: 298-1488 (396 amino acids)
Biological process (GO): proteolysis
Molecular function (GO): serine-type endopeptidase activity
Source: RefSeq, a predicted model, not a curated record